Molecule: messenger RNA, 3132 nt
Organism: Miscanthus lutarioriparius
Lineage: Eukaryota; Viridiplantae; Streptophyta; Magnoliopsida; Poales; Poaceae
Source: the annotation of a GenBank genome assembly
AUGGCGAUGGCACGGCCCCGCGCUCGUCUUUAUAAGCUUGUCACUCGUCAGACUCCACAAUCGAUCACAUGGUGCCUUGGAGAUAGUAAAAUUGCAAGUGGAAUGGCAUCCUUCAAGAACACUUGCUCUUACACUCCAGUGUCAAAUGUCGCUGCGGUGCUAGCAAUAGCGGUGCUGGUCUUGGCAGCGCCGGCGGCGGCCUCCGUCCCCGACGCGUCCGUGUCCGUGCAUCUCGAGGCGUUGCUGGCGUUCAAGAAGGCCGUCACCGCCGAUCCCAACGGCACGCUGUCCAGCUGGACGGUGGGGGCAGGCAAUGGCCGCGGCGGCUUCCCGCCGCACUGCAAUUGGACCGGCGUGGCCUGCGACGGCGCCUGCCACGUCACCUCCAUAGAGCUCGUGGAGACUGGGCUCCGGGGCACGCUCACGCCGUUCUUGGGCAACAUCUCGACGCUCCAGCUCCUCGACCUCACGUCGAACCGCUUCGGCGGUGGCAUCCCGCCGCAGCUCGGCCGCCUCGACGAGCUCAAGGGACUCGGCCUCGGCGUCAACAACUUCACCGGCGCCAUCCCUCCAGAGCUCGGCGAACUCAGGAGCAUACAGGUGCUGGACCUCAGCAACAACACGCUCCGCGGUGGCCUCCCAAGCCGCCUCUGCAACUGCUCGGCGAUGAUACAGUUCAGCGUCUUCAACAACGACCUCACCGGCGCAGUCCCUGACUGCAUUGGUGAUCUGGUCAAUCUCAACGAGUUGAUACUCUCCCUCAACAAUCUUGACGGCGAGCUGCCGCCGUCCUUCGCGAAGCUCACGCAGCUGGAGACGUUGGACCUCAGCAGCAACCAGCUCUCCGGCCCGAUCCCGCCGGAGAUUGGCAACUUCUCGAGUCUCAAAAUUGUCCAAAUGUUUGAGAACCAGUUCUCCGGCUCCAUCCCGCCGGAGCUUGGGCGGUGCAAGAACCUGACCAUGCUCAACAUGUACAGCAACCGCCUCACUGGUGCGAUUCCAAGCGAGCUCGGGGAACUCACCAACCUCAAGGUGCUGCUCCUGUACGGCAACGAGCUCUCGUCGGAGAUUCCCCGCUCGCUCGGGCGAUGCACGUCGCUGCUUUCGCUCCAGCUGUCCAAGAACCAGCUCACUGGGUCCAUCCCGACCGAGCUCGGCAAGCUACGGUCGCUUCGGAAACUGAUGCUCCACGCCAAUAAGCUCUCCGGAACAGUGCCGACAUCUCUGAUGGAUCUCGUCAACCUGACAUACCUGAGUUUCAGUGAAAAUUCCCUCUCGGGCCCUCUUCCGGCGAACAUUAGAUCACUCCAGAAUCUUCAAGUGCUAGUUAUUAACACCAACUCGCUCUCUGGCCAAAUUCCGGAGAGCAUUGCCAACUGCACUUCCCUGUAUAACGCGAGCAUGGCGUUCAACGAGUUCUCCGGGCCUUUGCCUGCCGGCCUUGGCCGACUACAGAACCUCGAAUUCUUGUCCUUGGGGGACAACAAGCUGUCCGGCGACAUACCGGAGGACCUUUUCGAUUGCGUCAACCUCAGGACGUUAGACCUGGCUGGGAACAGCCUCACCGGCAGCCUGAGCCCUCGCGUCGGCAGGCUCAGCGAGCUCAGCUUGCUGCAGUUGCAGGGUAAUGCUCUGUCCGGGGAGAUACCAGAGGAGAUCGGCAACCUGACGAAGCUCAUCGCACUGCAGCUCGGGGGAAACCGCUUUGCCGAGCGCGUCCCAGCGAGCGUCUCCAACAUGUCGUCCCUGCAGAAGCUCACGCUGCAGCAGAACUGCCUAGACGGCGCGCUGCCCGACGAGAUCUUCGGGCUGCGGCAGCUCACUAUCCUCAGCGUCGCGUCGAACAGGUUCGUCGGCCCGAUCCCCGACGCCGUGUCCAACCUGCGGUCUCUCUCCUUCCUCGACAUGUCGAACAAUGCGCUGAACGGCACGGUCCCUGCGGCGGCGGGAAACCUCGACCAACUCCUCACGCUGGACCUCUCCCACAACCGCCUCGCCGGCGCCAUCCCCGGCGCGGUGAUCGCGAAUUUGAGCACCCUGCAGAUGUACCUCAACCUGUCGAACAACAUGUUCACGGGUCCGAUACCGACCGAGAUCGGAGGCCUCACGAUGGUCCAGUCCAUCGAUCUGUCCAAAAACCGGCUAUCCGGUGGUGUCCCGGCGACGCUGGCCGGGUGCAAGAACCUCUACUCGCUCGACCUCUCCGCCAACAACCUCACCGGCGCCCUGCCUGCCGGCCUCUUCCCCCAGCUCGACGUCCUCACAAGCCUGAACAUCUCCGGCAACGAGCUAGACGAGGACAUCCCUUCAAACAUCGGUGCACUGAAGAACAUACAGACGCUGGACGCGUCACGGAACGCGUUCACCGGGGCCAUACCGGCGGCGCUGGCGAACCUGACCAGUCUGAGGUCUCUGAACCUCUCCUCGAACCAACUUGAGGGUCCCGUGCCGGACUCCGGUGUGUUCUCGAACCUGAGCAUGUCGAGCCUGCAGGGCAAUGCUGGCCUCUGCGGCUGGAAGCUUCUCGCUCCCUGCCACCACGCCGGAAAGCAGGGGUUCUCGAGGACAGGGCUCGUGGUCCUAGCGGUGCUGGUGCUGGCCGUGCUGUUGCUAUUGCUGCUUGUGACGAUUCUCUUUUUUGGCUACCGGAGGUACAAGAAGAAGAAGGGAGGCUCUACCCGUGCAACCAGUUUCUUGGAGGACUUCGUCGUGCCGGAGCUGAGGAAGUUCACUUACAGCGAGCUGGAGGCCGCCACCGCCUCGUUCGACGAAGGCAACGUCAUCGAAUUCGCGUACAUGAGGACGGUGUCGCCGAAGGCUGACGUGUUCAGCUUUGGCGUCCUGAUGAUGGAACUCUUCACCAAGCGACGCCCGACCGGGACUAUCGAGGAGGAUGGCGUGCCACUGACACUGCAGCAGUACGUGGACAACGCGAUCUCGAGGGGCCUCGACGGGGUGCUCGACGUCCUGGACCCCGACAUGAAGGUGGUCACCGAGGGCGACCUGUCCACGGCGGCGGACGUGCUGAGCCUGGCCCUGUCGUGCGCCGCGUUCGAGCCGGCGGACCGGCCUGACAUGGACAGCGUGCUUUCAACCUUGCUGAAGAUGAGCAAGGUCUGUGGAGGAGACUAG